Messenger RNA from Nomia melanderi (Alkali bee), 5160 nucleotides. RefSeq names its product bHLH transcription factor Myc (gene Myc). NCBI's taxonomy places the organism in Eukaryota, Metazoa, Arthropoda, Insecta, Hymenoptera, Halictidae. Gene Ontology annotation, biological process: regulation of DNA-templated transcription. Gene Ontology annotation, molecular function: protein dimerization activity; DNA-binding transcription factor activity. The record is from RefSeq and is a predicted model, not a curated record.
CAUGCCCAUGGAAGAUGCAAGGCACACGAGCCGAGCAGUUCAGUUGCCUUUAACCGGCCUUAAAGUAAAGGUUGGGUUUCCGCCGAUCGCCGUGCGCGUGCACAGGGACAGAGUUAGAGCCACCGGCUUAUCGUACGGAUUGCGCCGAGAAUGAAAUUCUUUCCUCGUCCGGUCGAAUACAGCAGCAGUUUUUCUUCGUACAGCGUACUCGACAAUAAAAGAAAACGGCUGGAACGUUUAUGGCCGAACGGCAGUAGUACACGCGGCUGAAAUUCGCCUGAACGGAGAGAACGCAUACCGCUACUUUACCUCAGACAGUUUUCCCCGUGUCACUCCUACGGCGCACGGGCGAGGUGGAUCACCGGCCGUUGUCUCAAGCAGAGACGCGUUUGUUUUCAAGUGCCGCGGAAAAUAUAAUCAACGUUCGCUGUCCACCGAGUGGGUGAAACCGGAACCAAGGAAGAACCGAGGAAAAAAUUUCGACGGAGACAAGAGGCGGGACGCGCCUUUCUUCUGCGUAUCGGUUCAAGUUUUCCGCGCGAUUUUCAAAGUCGCGCCAAAGUGUGUUCCAUACUGGAUACUAUUUCUCUCUUGGGUUACAACACGAAGUGGCCGACAGGCAAGAUGCCGGUGCCUGUUUGGGAUUGCUCUGACCUGGGCCUGCUAUACGAGCCCCAGGACACUGCGACGGUGGUGUCCGACGACAUAUGGAAGAAGUUCGACCUGGAACAGUUCCCGCUGGAACGGGUGGUGGACUCGGCGUUCUCAGACAUGUAUCACGAGCGCAACUUCGACGAUGGCGUCCUGCCGGACCUGCUCUGCGACAAGAGCACCAUGUCGCGGAAGAUCCGGCACCACGACUGCAUGUGGGCGGGGCUGUGCAUCAGCAAGGAGCACAACAGGACGUUGCCCGCGAAGAAGGACUCGCAGAUACAGAAAAGGGUGCCCGCGGGACGUAGUCUACUGAUAUCACGGGCGAGCGCCGUGCCUACCGCCACGUCGCUGCCCAUGGGUCAGCACCACCAGCACCAGCAGCAUCAGCAGGCCCAGCAACAGUGCCGCGCGAAAAGUUUAGACACCUACGGUGAUUUCACCAGGCCGGAAACACCACAGACCUCUGGCUCUUCCGACACGGAGAGCAGCGACUCCGACACAGGGCCGUUCUUUAGGCACGAACAGAUCAAUAUACACGAGAAACUGUCUGAGUGCAUGUCGGAGGCGGCUACCAAGGCUGUGCCAGUGAGCGAGGUCACCGGUCAACUGUUCAGGUUCAACAACAGGAGGAAAGAGGAGGAAGAUAAAGGUCAGUGUCAAGUGCACAAGGAAAUCAAUGUCAGGAAUACCCUGAGCGAUCAUUGCUAUCAUCUGAACCAGCCCAUCAGUAAGAAUCUGGAACACCUUGGCGUGCAGACACCCUCCGAUUCCGAAGAAGAAGAGAUUGACGUGGUGACGUGUGAGAAGUCAUCUAGGCCGGCGGCGCUGCCCACGUACCCCAGCCCCGCGGACCAGCAGCAUUUCCAGUUAACAGUGAAUACCGCGUUCAAAGACAAGGCUCCAGCUCCGCGACCCCGCGGCCGACCGCCCUCGAACCCGGCGCGGAAGAGGGCCGCACAGGCAGAGUACAAGCCGGUGAAACGUGCGCGUCACAGGCCCUACCAGAGGAGAAAUAAGGUGGGCAGAUGCGUGACCACCGCGGCUACCCCAGCGUCGAUGAAACUACCAGCGGCGAUCGUAUCGAGAAGCUCGUCGGACGACGAGUUGGACACUGAGAAGAGGAGCCUGCACAACAACAUGGAACGCCAGAGGCGGAUAGAGCUGCGGAACGCGUUCGAGGAGCUGCGAGUGUUGGUGCCAGCGGUCGAGUCGAAGGAGAAGGCGCCGAAAGUCGCGAUCCUCAGGCAGGCGGCCGUCUACUGUGAUAUGUUGUCGGAGAACGAUCAGAUCAUCGUGUCCAAGGUGACGGAGCUGAGGCGGAGGCAAGAAAAGCUCAGAGCAAAGCUGAGUCAGCUGAGGAGGAGUCUCGCCAUGACGCGUUGAGCAGGGACUCUGUGCGGGAUUGUAGAUUAGAUUCAGCCGACCAAAACUACCCUGCCUCUUCUCGGUACGUUUGAGUCCAACCGCGAAAAGAAGAUCGGCAACAAUCACGCUCGACUUUCGAAGGUGAGAGACCCUUCGACUCCGGGAACAGAGCAGUCUUCGCCGAACCGACCGCGCGCUCCAGCGGCGGGGCGGGGAAGACACUUCGGAGCGGAGCGGAGCAGAACGGAGUGCGUCGUACGGGGAUGCAGCGGAAGAGAUGCAGAGGCUGACUCGAUACUGAGUGUGAGGGAUGCUGCGUUGCGGUUCUGCGAUCGUUCGCGCGUGAUGAUUCACGGGACGCCGCGCGGCGCCGUGCGUCGUGCACACAGAGACAUGCAGAUGUGGAUGUUAUCGAAUCUUUUUGAAUCCGUUUGAGAACAGGAGAACGCAUUUGGAGGGUUGUUUCGUUGACGUGAAGAGGAAGAAUCGAGAUAUAUAUCGAUACCGCCGCAUCAUCAUCAUCAUCGUAAUCAUCAUCAUCAUCGUGACGCAGAGAACACACUAAAGAAUUGGUGCCAAAUAUUGUAGAGAAGACCGAAGAGAGACCGACCGUUUAGAGCUUUCGAGACGAUUUUAUAUUUUUUAAAUAGGAUCGGAAGCUACGCGAGAAGAAACGAGAGGGAAGGCUUGGUUCGCUUCGGGACGGGAUCAUGAGAGGUAUAUUCGUUAAGGACGCGAGACAGACCGGGUUCAGCUCGCCGGUAGACGGAAACACUGUUUACGACGUUCCUUUCGAACUUCUGUUCGGGCAUUUCUUUUCUCUCUUUUUGUUUCUUCGUUUCCCGGUACAUUUUUUGUUCUGUUUUUGCUUUUCAUUUAAACGCACACCGCGAGGAGAAGGAAGGAAUGGAAGCGCGUGCGUGUAGUUCAAUCGUUGAAUGUUAAAAGUCAAUUCUACUUUUAUUAUUCGAAUUCUCGAUUAGUGUCGUCUUAUCGCGCGGAUUAUCGACUAAGACCGGUUUCGAGCAGCUUGGGUAUCCGGCGACGUAUAUAUUUUAGAGGAAAUAUAUUACGAGGGGACCGAAACGAUAUUCAAAGCAUCCGAGAUCGAGACGAGCGUCUAAUAAUUAAUCACUCUAUGUUUUUCAUUGGUUUUUCCGGUAUUACGCGUUUCGACGCACGCGCACACAUAUUCCUAGAUCUCGAGACGGUGAUUCGGGAAACGCUGGAGAGAAAGGAUCCGGAUCACGAGCCCGGUGAGAGAAAACCGGCGUCGUGUCGACAUUGAAAAUCGUUCGGUUUCAUCCCUUUUGAAUUUCGUUCGGAAAGGAUAAAACGUUUUGCACGAGGAAAUACAGAUAUUUAUCGGAAUUUAUUCAAUGUUUGUACCACCGGUUCCCAACUAACUGGUCUUAGGACGGUAUUUUACACAGCUGAACCGGUUGUAGGUGUACACUUCUUUUUACGGGAAGGAAAGGAAUAUAAAAGAGAAGGACACGUUAAACUUCGCUGUCGGUGGAUGAUUCUUUUUCCGGAACUCGUACCGACGGUCGACUAGGAAAUAAGUCAGGGAGAAGUUUCUCUUUGAUAUAUUUAUAUCGAAAGAACUGGAAGGGUCGGUCGGAGCCGGUGCGACGGCAGAUUGCCCGCCUCUAAUUGCCGCGAUUGCGCUGGGUAUAAACGACUCCCACGGAUGAAUAGCGUCGUUCGACGCGUACGAGUUUCGGUGAUCGGAUCCGUUUGUUUUUCGUUUCGCGAAACCGUACGAAUUGUCAAGGGUUUUCGAUAGUUGAUUGAAAACAAAAAACAAAAAUUCUGCUGGACAACCGCCUCGAUCUUCGGACGAUCGAGCGAUUUCUCCGGAUCCCGCGGAUCGAAAGCCGAACGAUCGCGUUCCUCGUUGACGCCGUUCGAGCGCUGCGUAACAAGUCGAACGAACCGCGUCGCGGUCGAUGAUCCACCACACCCCGUUAUCGAGUCGGUGUCGUUGCUUCAUUCCCGAAAUGCGUAUCGUUGUCCCCCGAUGAAUAAAGUAAUUGUUUGCCGGUCGAUUAUAAUAUAUUAAUGAUCGCUGUGCGAUCACGAAAGUUCCGACAUAAACUAAAUAGCGCCUACUACGAAUGACACGAUCCAAUUAGCAAAUCUGGUUGUGGCUGUUUUCUGAAGAAUCUUCGCGAGAUUGUUUUCUUUUCUUCUUAGGCGAGCGAAACGGAGUCACGAGUGAAGUAGAUAGGAAAUAGUUUGCAUUUAAUCUCACGGAGAAACGUAUAAGCCUGACUUACGAAUUUUCUUUUUUUUUCGACUCGUUCACGUAUGUAGCUUGGUUCCGACUUACGCGUGUGCAGCCCUUUCCUUCUCAGUAAUUUUUCCGCCUGUGGAGACGAAACGUUGGUUCAUUCGCGAAUUCGAGGUUGUUACGUUUGUUCCCUUUCCUCUUUUCUUUUCUUUCUUCGUUCUUUUCUUCUUUUAUAUAAUACACAUUUUUCUAAUCUGGCAACAUUGCCAACCGAAACAAGAAUGACGAGUGAUACAACGGGUAACUUUUUUACCCCUUUUUUUACGCCUCCGUUCCAUUCCUUCCCCCGCGUUUCUCGCGAAGAAAUGGCAUUCGCAUGCCGGCGACGACGGGAGAAACAAUAAAAUCUUUAUCACGUGCUUUCUUCUUCUUUUUUUGGUUCUUUUUUCGUCGACUUUCGCGUUGCUUUCGAACGGGUGCAAUAGGCGAAUUGAUACAGGGGAAAGAGAGCCUACGCGAGCGGAAUCGUUAUGUUUGUUAUUGUCUAAUUAUCGAGAAAAGGGAAUAUCAUUUCUCAGGGUAACAAAAGGCGCGGAGGUGUAUCGGAAGGGUUAGGAAAGAAGAGAUUGAACGAAGGAUAUUUUUUAAACGAAAAUUUCGUUUCUUGAUGGUUCCGAUAACUGGAGAGUUAUUAUUGCACGCUACGAUUUAUUAUUGUUUAAUUUUGCUCGUCACGGUGCUCAUAAAGUUGAAUACGAAACGAGAGGAAAUUUAAAAGGAGAAAACGGUAACGCAAUUUUUAUAAGAGGGGAGAGGGUGGGAGAGAGAGAGAGAGAGAGAGAGAGAGAGAGAGAGAGAGAGAGAGAGAGAGAGAGAGAGAGAGAGAGAGAGAGAGAGAGAGAGAG